ACCAGCGCGAAUCCGUACGAGACAGAUCCGGACAAGAUUCCAGAAGGCGAUCCUUACCUAGCUCGAAGCCCUCAUUAUGGCCGCUACCACCCGCGACCUGACGACUUUACGCCCCAAUACAAUCACUGGUACCAAUCCGAGCCUGAAAGCACAGAAUACUGGAAGGACGUUGUGCGGAAAUACUGUACACCGGAGAAUUCUAUACAGACGGUCGGGGAUAGGGAAGUCUUUAUUGCCGGCACAGUCGUCAUCCGAGUGGACAAGGAAGAUGCGAGUGGCGCAGCAGAGUCGCGGUAUUCUUGCUUGAACGCAAACGAACUAGGAGCUGCUAGAAAGGCCCGAGAGGCCCUCAGAGACUUAGACAUUGCGGUGCCUGUGAUAUACUUCUGUGGAACUGUCGACGGGAAGAAUGUCACCGUCGAAUCGCGAAUCCCAGGUGUCUCGCUGGACGUUGCCUGGAGAUAUCUCACACCAGAGCAAAGGCAAAGUCUCAAAGUACAGUGUUGCAAUGUCAUUAAGAAUCUCCAGAUCGCCGACUCGUCGUCUGAUGAACCCUCCUACGUCUGCCGCGGAUUGAAUCACCAAACACUACCGGAAGCGCAACAACCGGAACGGGAUAUACUUUUCGAGGAGAACAAAAAGGGUGAAGAUUUCUGCUUUGUACAUAAUGAUAUGGUCCGAUCUAAUAUCGUUGUAAAAGACGAUAAGAUUGUUGGCAUCGUUGGCUGGAGACAAUGUGGCUACUUUGGUCUCGAUAGGGCUAGGAAUGUCCAUCGCGAGCUAAGAACGCCUGAAUCGUCUUACAUCACUGCCUCAGGUGAGGAUGAUGGUGAGAAGAAUUCCUGGGCUGACCUGUAUGAUUUGUUACGCGAGGACACUGGCAAAAAGGCUCUUACGAAUGGACAUGGCAACCCGACGCCCGAGGUGAAACUCGAGCCCUCCGCCUCUAGUCUGGAUGCAGUCCCCAGCGCUGCCAUGGACGGCGUAAAGCUUUCUAUAAGCCAGUUGGACGGCACAGAUUUUCCUGCCGAACAUCCUACUCCCAAGAAAGUGAACGAUUUGAAAAGGGGUUCAAUGUCAAGAGCCUCAUCAUCAGAACGUUCGUCCCCCGUUCCAGCUACCAAGGGCGGCACUGCUGCCAAAAGACCCACGGCAGCAUCAAGCAAGAAGGGCACGGCAACUCAAAAAGCCGCGCCUAAAAAGCGCAAGCUAAACACUCGGGACGGAGAAAGUGUUGAUGGCCGUUCUAACACCCCGGCCUCAUCGCGUGCGAGCAAGACGCCAGCGCCAAAAAAGCAGGGUUCCGCAUCGGCGGCAGGCUCGCCAGCUCCAGAAAACAAGAAGAAACGUUCGAAGAAAGCAGCUCCGGAGUCAGACGACGAAAGUGUCGAAGACGCGAACGAGGUCUUCUGUAUCUGCCGGCGACCAGAUAAUCAUACCUGGAUGAUCGGUUGUGAUGGAGGCUGCGAAGAUUGGUUUCAUGGAAAAUGUGUCAAUAUCGAUCCCAGAGAUGCAGACUUGAUUGACAAGUACAUUUGCCCCAAUUGCCAAGAGCAAGGAAAAGGAAACACCACAUGGAAGCCGAUGUGUCGCCUGCCAGAAUGUCGCAAGCCUGCUCGUAUCACCAAACAGGUCUUGAGCAAAUACUGCUGUGACGAUCAUGGCCGAGAGUUCAUGCGUCUUAAGACUCAACACCUCAACCUAGAUGGCGCCGCAUCCAACGAAGACGAUGACGAUGACAUGGACGCCGAUGUGAGGAAUGCAACGGAGGAACUCGGGAGCAGAGGGGGUAUUCUCACGGCACGCGAGUUGAAGGCAGCUAUAUCAGGAGUAUCCUCGGUGGAAGAGUUCCGAAGACUGGGCGAUCGAAUUGUGUCGCCUCCAGACGACAAUGUCAAGGAUGAAGGCGGCAAGAAGCUGGGUCUAGAUAUUGAUCCUAAGGACCUCACCUACACACCUGAUGAGGAGACAAAGAUCCAAAAACUACGGAAGCGAAGAGAUGAGCUUCUUCACCGCACAGAGAUGCUCCGAGCUCGUAACACCUUCCUAGGCUUAGUACGACAGAGGGGUAAAAACGUGCUGGAGCGGUUGAAGCAAGUAGACCCAAAGGGUGGCUGGAAGGACAUAUGUGGCUUCGACACGCGGCUGUCUUGGAGUGACGAGGAAUUCGACGAAUGGAGACUCUCCGAGGCCGGCCAAAAGGCUCUCAAGGAUGGCAAUCUGGAAGCCAUUCCUGCAAAGGAUGCAGAUGGGGAUACCCCGAUGGAAGACGCCUCGAACCAGGAGAAUGAAAUCGGCACGAUUUCUCGCGGUGUCUGUCUCAAGAAACGCUGCGAGCGACAUAAACAGUGGGUCAAAGUUCAGCAACAGGACAUUCAAUUCGAGGAAGCCAUGACCAUCCAAGAUCUUGCAAAAUGCGAGCAGGAGGCGCAGGCUGUCGUCGAAAGAGCCGUUCUUCGCAUGUGGGCUGAGAAAGAUGGCUCCGGAUAGACUGGCAAUGUCUCUGGUUUCUCUCACUUCCCUGCGAUGGGCGAAUCUUGCAGCAUGAUAUCUUUUUUUUUUUCUCUUAAUUUCCGCGCAUAAAAAACCCCUGCUGGCAUAUUCAUAAGUUUCGGGAAUAAGAUACCCCUCUGUUCUAGGGAAGGGCCGGGAUUGGAGUUGUUUCAUCGGUUAUCGUCCGCCUUUUGUUCGCCGGGGUUGUUUGCAGUCAUAUUCUAUUCUGAACUGCUAGGAAAAUGGCGCUUGAUAUCGACUAGUAAUUGCACACAUGCGUGA
Molecule: messenger RNA, 2775 nt
Organism: Paecilomyces variotii
Lineage: Eukaryota; Fungi; Ascomycota; Eurotiomycetes; Eurotiales; Thermoascaceae
Product: putative PHD transcription factor
Exons: 3
Biological process (GO): positive regulation of DNA-templated transcription
Cellular component (GO): Set1C/COMPASS complex
Source: RefSeq, a predicted model, not a curated record